AACAGCGACCCCAACCCCGAAACCCACUGCGACGCCGACCCCGAAGCCGACCUCCACUCCCACGGCGACGUCGACAGCAACCCCAACCCCAAAACCCACCGCAACGCCGACGUCGACGCCGACGCCAACUCCAACCCCCAAAACCACCGCAACACCGACGCCGUCCCCCAAGUAGUGAAUAUUGCACACUAUUGA
Molecule: messenger RNA, 195 nt
Organism: Klebsormidium nitens
Lineage: Eukaryota; Viridiplantae; Streptophyta; Klebsormidiophyceae; Klebsormidiales; Klebsormidiaceae
Source: the annotation of a GenBank genome assembly